Molecule: messenger RNA, 703 nt
Organism: Apaloderma vittatum (bar-tailed trogon)
Lineage: Eukaryota; Metazoa; Chordata; Aves; Trogoniformes; Trogonidae
Product: armadillo repeat-containing protein 8-like
Exons: 8
Biological process (GO): proteasome-mediated ubiquitin-dependent protein catabolic process
Cellular component (GO): GID complex
Source: RefSeq, a predicted model, not a curated record
GUUACUGUAUUUACUUCAGCAAGAAACCUCCAGCACAGAACUCAGAACAGAAUGCGCAGUGGUCCUCGGAAGCCUUGCAAUGGGUACAGAGAACAAUGUCAAAUCUCUGCUAGACUGCCACAUUAUCCCAGCCUUAUUGCAAGGAUUACUGUCUCCAGAUUUGAAGUUUAUUGAAGCUUGCCUGAGAUGUCUCCGUACCAUUUUCAUCAGUCCUGUAACUCCAGAGGAUCUGCUAUACACAGAUGACACAGUUAUCUCCCACCUCAUGGCGCUGCUCAGUAGGUCUCGAUAUACACAAGAAUACAUAUGUCAGAUCUUCUCACAUUGCUGCAAACUUCAACACUGGCAUAGCUGCGGCUUUAAAUCAUUGCCUCAGCCACUUCUGUGUGCCAAUGGUCCAGAUCACCAGACAAUCUUAUUUAACUGUGGAGCUGUUCAGAAUAUUGCACAUCUGUUAGUCUCCACUUCCUACAAAGUUCGAAUGCAAGCAUUGAAAUGCUUUUCAGUUCUAGCCUUUGAGAACCCACAGGUAUCAAUGACUCUUGUAAAUGUGUCAGUUGAUGGAGAAUUGUUACCGCAAAUUUUUGUGAAGAUGUUACAAAGGGACAAGCCUAUUGAAAUGCAGCUCACAUCAGCCAAAUGCCUUACUUCCAUGUGCAGAGCGGGAGCAAUACGGACAGACGAUUCUUGCAUCGUUCUUAAG